This is a messenger RNA of Salmo salar (Atlantic salmon), 6136 nucleotides long. The record is from RefSeq and is a predicted model, not a curated record. Lineage: Eukaryota; Metazoa; Chordata; Actinopteri; Salmoniformes; Salmonidae.
AUGCAGAUUGGUACUGAGAGGGAGGAGAGAGAGAUCAGGGCAGAAGAGGAAGAAGAGACCCGGCAGAUUGCGGGGUUCAGGCGAGAGAGGCAUGACAUACGGACCGCAGAGAAACCACCACACUGAGCCUCACAGUGCGCCUUGAGGAGAAAAACAAGCGGCGCGUCACAUCUAGAAGAUCCCUGCUGCGCGAGCACAACUGUCGCGGUGCAGAUCGAACGUCGACCACCACCCAACUAUUCUCCUCGUGCAUUUCCCGUUAGCAGUUCUCUCUGGACGGACCGGCUCUGCCUGGCUGUGUGGAGCCAUGCCACCAUGCCGUUACCGAAUCGGUGCCCUGCCAGCGCUGCUCUGUCUCUGUAUGAUUUGGACCGGCGUCGCGGCAGAAACACAAGCUGAGAUUGACCCCACACCUCCACCCUCCUCCCCCUCUCCAGCCAUAGGGAACACAGACAGAAUCUCACCCAGGGGGAGAGGGCCCGAGGCUGGGUUAGGGCCCGGGGUGGGGAUGAGUGCCGCUGGUGAUCUGUUAGAGUCAGUCCUGGCUCAGAAGGAUCAUCUCUUCUCCCAGACAGGGGGAAUGGUCCUGCCCUCAGCUCUGCCCCAGGACCUGCUGCCUGUCCUGGGGAGAGAAAUGAGCACAGGGGGCCUUUCUGGAAGUUUGUCUCUGGAUCAACAGGGUCUGUUGAAGAGGAUACAACCCCCAGUUUCACAACCCCACGACAGCAGACCACCCCUCCCUUCACAGCCCUCCCAGCCCGACAGCAACCCCCUCACCUCCUCCUCUCAGCCCGUGACACACACACUGCCGGGACAGCGAGAUGAAGUCACCACUAUCGUCAUGGCGACCGUGGACGCAGACACAGACGUGGAUGCAGAAACAUCUUCACCGGCUGUGUCUGGCUGUAUGGUGAAUUUCUCCGACCCCGAGGGAUACAUAGACUCUUCUGACGACCCCCCCCUCCCAGAUGGAACAUUCCUACACUGUACAUACACCGUCACUGUGUACACAGGCUAUGGAGUCGAGCUACAGGUGAAGAGUGUGAAUCUGUCAGAGGGAGAGCAGCUGUCAAUCAGAGGGGUGGAUGAGGGCGGGGCCUUGCUGGUUCUGGCCAAUCACACACUGCUGGUGGAGGGUCAGGUGAUCCGAAGUCCGACCAAUAUCAUCUCAGUAUACUACCGCUCCUCGCCUGAUGGGAGCAUGGGCAUGUUCCAGCUACACUACCAAAUAUUCCGUCUGAGCUGUGCCCUGCCGAGGAGGCCUCACUUUGGGGAGGUGUCCGUGCUGGACUUGCUGCCAGGGGGCACUGCCCGCUUCCACUGCCAUAUGGGCUACCACCUGCAGGGGGCAGUGGCACUCAUCUGUCUCAACACAUCUCUGCCUGUCUGGAGCAGCAAGGAGCCAAGCUGUAGAGCGCUGUGUGGAGGGUCAGUGAAAAACGCUACAGUAGGGAGAAUCUUGUCCCCCUCUCCCCGCCUGGGUCCCACCGCCACCCAUGACCGCUCCUGCUCCUGGUCCCUGGAGGCCCCCACUGCACAGAGACUACACCUGCACCUGGAGAGACUGGCCCUCGAACCCACUGACAGACUUGUGUUAUGGAGCGGUCUGGAUGCUGGGUCUGUGGUGCUGUUUGACUCUGGGCGGGGUGGUCCAAUACCAUUUGAAGGGGUGAUCAGUGAGGGUCCAGCAGUCAGGGUUCAGUUCAUCACAGACCAACCUAACCACAAUACAGGCUUCAACAUCCGUUAUGAAGCUUUUGAGCGUGGGCACUGUUAUGAGCCCUACCUGCAGAAUGGUAACUUCAGCACCACUGACCAGGUCUAUGGAGUUGGAGCUGUGGUGCAGUUCAGCUGUGAUCCUGGUCACUCCCUGGAGCAGGGGCCGCCCGUCAUAGAGUGUAUCAAUGCCAGAGAUCCAUACUGGAACGACACGGAACCACUCUGCAAAGCUCUGUGUGGGGGGGACCUGGCAGGUCCAGGGGGUGUUAUCCUGUCUCCUAACUGGCCAGAGUGGUAUGGAGAGGGAGAGGACUGCAGCUGGAGGAUACAUGUAGGGGAGGACAAGCGCGUACUGCUCGAAGUACAGCUUUUGAACCUGAGUGACAGUGACAUGUUGACCAUCAUGGAUGGUGAUGAGGUCACCCCCCAUAUUCUGGGCCAGUACGUGGGCGGGGCCGGGCCUUUCAAGAUACAGUCCACAACCCCUGACCUCACCGUGACCUUCCACUCCGACCCUGCCGGCCUCGUUUUCGGCAAGGGAGAGGGUUUCAUCAUCAACUACAUGGAGGUGUCCCGUAACGACUCGUGCCCGGACCUCCCGGAGAUCCAGAAUGGCUGGAAGACCACGUCCCAUACUGCCCUGGUGCGGGGUGCUCGCAUCACCUACCAGUGUGACCCCGGCUAUGACCUGGUUGGACGAGAGACUCUGACCUGUCAGCUAGACCUCACCUGGAGCACACAGCCCCCCUUCUGCGAGAAGAUAAUGUACUGUUCAGAUCCGGGUCAUGUAGAACAUUCCACCAGGUCUCUGUCAGACCCUAAACUCUUGGUUGGGACCACCAUCCAGUACAGCUGCUACCCCGGCUUCAUCCUGCAGGACGGCUCUACACUCACCUGCUACGGACGAGAGCCCGGAACCCCUGUCUGGACAUCCAAAUUGCCUCACUGUGUCUCGGAGGAAUCUGUUUCCUGCGAGAACCCUGGUCUUCCUGACAACGGGUACCAGGUCCUGUCCAAGCGCCUCUACCUGCCCGGCGAGUCGCUCACCUUCGUCUGUUACCAAGGUUAUGAGCUCAUCGGCGAGGUCGCCAUCAAGUGCAUCCUGGGAAAUCCGUCGUUUUGGAGCGGACCACUCCCACUGUGCAGGGCCAACCAUGACUGCUUUGGCAACCAUGCUUUGGAAGCAACACUGCUCACUGCAUCCAAGUUGCUGGAUAUAGGCGUUUCAAAGAGCUGUCAGUCAAGGCGAGCUCAUAAAUUUGCGGAAGCAGCUGCCGGGUCAGGUCUGGAUGGAGGCAACAUGGCAUUGGCUAUCUUCAUCCUUGUACUUCUACUCUCCGUGCUGCUGGGAGGAGCCUAUGUCUACGUCACACGGUGUCGCUACAACUCCAACCUGCGGCUGCCACUCAUCCACCCACACCCCUAUAGCCAGAUCACAGUGGAGAGCGAGUUUGACAACCCACUCUACGAGACAGGAGGGGACACCCGUGAAUAUGAGGUAUCAAUAUGAGGACUUUCUCAACUGUUAGAAUCCCAAAAUGAAGAGGCUUCCACCCAAACAAACCCACUCCAUACCCCUUCUCCUCCUCAGCCCCACCCAAAAGGAAGUGAUGUAAAUACAGACUGACUAUAGAUUUGCCCCUUCCCCCAAUCACAGAAAGAGGAAACGGCGAGAGGAAAGAUGAGUAGGAAAUGGAGUGGAGAGGAGAGGGGGAGAAAAUAGGAGGAGAGGGGAAACGAGAGGACAGGAGUUACUGGCUGUUUCUCAAUAUUCUGACUACCAUUCUCUUAGCACGGUUGGAGUAUGAGUCCAAAUCAAAGUAUGCGAAAUGGGGUGCGUACUUUGCUUGUAAACAUUUCGAAGCGUGCAUAAAUGCAAGCUUCAACUGAAAUAUUCCCAGGAUUGUUGACAUAAUAUGACGCAACCACAUAAAAAAACAACGCAACAUUUCUUGAAAUCAAUGGCGGCUGGUUUUGAGCUGAAGCGAGAGAAAAUGAACUCCGACUUUGGAAUGAAAAGUUGCCCACUCACAUCUCAUAUGUUGCCUGACUACAAUAUUUUAUCUUGAUCUUGUUCAUUUUGGCAUAUUUAACUGCCUAGAAUAUCCACUGUAGUAGUGUGCAUAGACAGCAGGCUAACUGAUGAAGAAUUGGUAGCUAACUUUAGCUAGCUAAUGUUAUCCACAAAGAAUUCGUAGCUAACGUUGGCCAUCCACCCUUCAUAACAAUAUUAGUUUUAGGUUGUUGUUUUUUUGUACAGCUAGCUGGCUAGCUAGAUUAAUACGAUUCACAUAUAGCUAGCUGAUAAUUACAAGCGUGGGCUUGCUUUAUGUAGUUCAUGUUUUGUCUGUAUUGGUCAAAGUUAAUACAGUAGAACGGGAGUGCGCAGUGCUUCUCAAAUGUACAUUUAUAUGCAUUCUCCACACUCUCGUCCUCACAAGAAUGUACUCAAGAGAACGUCCUCGGAGAACGAACUAGGAGCAUGAGAGUGUGGAGCAUGGCAGCAGCAUAUUGAGAAACCCACUGUGAACAGGGCUGCAGGCGUUGGGAGAUAAAGAGACAAACACUAUUUACUCAUGUGUCUACUAUUAGCUAUCAAAUAGAGGGACAGGGGGAGGGAGAGAGGGGAAGGAAUAGGUGGGGAGAGAGGGGGACAGAAGGAGGAUGAUGGGUGAGAGAUAUAGGAGGGGAUAGAACCAAAGGGAACUAAAGUAUUGGUACAUGAAUGGGGUCCAUUGAGAUGUAAAACAUAGGGGUACAUUGUCACCCUAGAAUCUGACACAGGAAGUGAGGUUACUAUCUCUUCCUGUCUGGGCCCCAUCUUCCUGCAUUUCUAAGGCCUUGUCUUAGAACAGUUUGUAGUACUGGUUUUACCAUAGUAACUGACCUUCCAUGUGCAAGCUCAACCAACCAACCAUAACACCAGAAGAGACCGGCACCAGAUUAUGUAUUUAUUUUGAUGUAAAUGUGAUGUUUUAUGCAGAUUAAUUCAUGUUCAUUUUCAUUUUGAGAAGAAAAAAAUAAAAUGUACCAUGUUACUGAUUUCCUGAAAUAAAUGGUCAAAUAAAAAGUAUAAUAGAAUCUUUCUAAAAAAAAAAAAAAUCAAAAACACUUGUCUUUGUCAUCUGUUAUUUCUUCGAGGGCUGGGGAUGAUCAGGUGACUCCCUGGCUGUGUCACACCUACAAGAUCUAGAAACAGUCACAACAGUCACUAUGUCACUACGCAUAACAUGGAACAACUGUUUUACACUUGGAACAUGAAGAAAAGAACAUGUCUCUCCAUUCUGGCUAAUUCAACAGUACAUCCAUACAGACCCACACAUGUUGUAGCUCAAUACUUCCUCAUGGGUUCCUUUUCCGGGAGCACUACCUGGUAGGCUUCACACUCAAACUAGUUCACCACAGUUCAGCUUCCUCUUCCGUCCGUUAAGAAAGUACCUCUCUACCUUUACUUCAACAAGCCAUCCCAGGGUGCGGGCGAACCUGUGACCGUGCUGGUCCGGGACGGGUGGAGGGUCAGUUCUGACGUUCCCCUGGUGUUUGUGGGAGGGGUGCCUCGCUCCGGGACCACCCUGAUGAGGGCCAUGCUGGACGCCCACCCUGCGGUACGGUGUGGGGAGGAGACGAGGGUCGUGCCCAGGAUACUGGGCCUAAAGCUGGGCUGGGCUGCUGAGAAGGAGGGGGUCAGCACCAAGGUCCUGGACCGAGCGGUCACUGCCUUCCUCCUUCAGAUCAUAGCAGGACAUGGGGAGUCAGCACCUCUACUCUGCAAUAAAGAUCCCUUUACUUUGAAGAGCGCUAAGUACCUCGCUCACCUUUUUCCCAAGUAGGUCUGACUUACUUUACUAUACACACACACACACACACACAUACUCUUAGAAAAGAAGGUGCAAUCUAGAACCUAAAAGGGUUCUUCGGCUGUCCUAAUAGGAUAACCCUUUGAUAGCCCUUCUUGGGUUCCAGGUAGGACCCUUUUGGUUCCAAGUAGAACAUUUUGGGGUUCCAUGUAGAACCCUUUCCACAGAGGUCUAGAUGGAACCCAAAAUGAUUCUCCCUGGAACCAAAAAAGGGUUUUACCUGGACCCCAAAAAGAUUCUACAAAGGGUUCUCCUAUUGGGACAGCCGAAGAACCCUUUUGGGUUCUAGAUAUAACCUUUUUUGAUGAGUGUACACUGACGCAAAAGCCUCUGUCACCAUACAUAAUGGUGUGAUCGAGUGUGGCUUUUCACAUGCUGACCCAUGUGAGCAAUAUAGACAGUACAACUCAUUAGUGACUCACUAGGCAGCCUGGUUACCUCCUACAGAACACAUCGUAUAACUGAUUACCAGAGCUCAAAGUCCUGACAGAACAGGAGAUAACUUAUCUACUUUUUCACUGACUCCGCCUCCUCUCCAGGCCUGAAACCGGGGUUAGCUA